AUGUCAGGAGUGGAAGAUGACGCUUUGCCAGUAUUCGUCAACACGUCAGAAGUGAGUUUUACUCGUUUUCAAGUGUUUUCCAGACACGUUUCUGUUUGCAGCUACAUUUCCGACUCAAUGAGAAGAGCCAGGCGAAGCUCUUCACGUUGUACAACCCAUUCGGACAUCAGAUAGCGUACAAAGGUUAGUUUGGAUCAUCUUGACGUGUUCAAAUUUUUAUUACAGUUUUAUGCACGGCAACCAGGAAUUACACCGUCAACGAGACUUCGGGAGUGCUUCAAGCAAAAUGCUGCAAAGAUAUGUUAGUUUUUGUUCGGUUAUACAUGAGUUCUGGAGGUAGAUGGCUGUUUACCACUUGUUCCAUUCACUAUUUUGUACGAUAAGACCAGACCAGACCACAUAAUUGAUUUUGAGCAGAUGUAUGUUGAUGGACGGGUGAUUUGAGAGGAAAAAGAAAUCCAAAGAGAAUAAUUGUCUUGCAGAGUGGUGAGAUGCAUACAACGACUGCCUCUCGGGAAUGUGGACAAGUUGAAAAUUGAGAUUUCGAAGAAAGGAUCACCAACGGUAAGAUCUUGUCGGUUCACGCACUGCUUUCUCAUCAAACACGCUUUUCAGAUGAGCGGCUCAUCAGUGAUCAGCCUGUUCACGAUGCCCAGCGACUACAUGGACCCGGGAGAGCAAGCGCAGUUUGAGAGGAUUCCUCAAACGAACCGUAUGACCACGUCACUGACUUUGAGUGAACGAGGCGGAGAUCGGGUGAGUAUCAAUCACUACGUUAAAGCUAUAGGCCACAGCGGCGAAAGCCAGCGAAGCCGGCCCUAAAAAUUGGCAUGAACCCUUGACGGUCACGGGUACAAGGCAUUUUUUGAAAAUUGGCAUCGACAGAUCUGCUCUAGGCUGAAUUGGAGGGAGGCCUUCAAAAUCUGUUCCAUUGUCACAAAUAAAAACCAAUCCAAUUUGCAGAACCAAUCGAGUAUGUGGGUAUGUCUUCUGGUCGGUUUUUGCUGCGCUCUGGCCCUCAUCUGCCCGACCGCCGGAGAUCCAGAAUCGGUCAACUCGUCCGUCCCUCCGAUGAUGCACAUGUCGAUCCAACAGAAGUUGGUCGCAUCCUACAUCCUCGGUAUCGUCUCUGUUCUUAUUCUCCGUCCUAUGUAA
Molecule: messenger RNA, 1155 nt
Organism: Caenorhabditis sp. 36 PRJEB53466
Lineage: Eukaryota; Metazoa; Nematoda; Chromadorea; Rhabditida; Rhabditidae
Source: the annotation of a GenBank genome assembly